AUGCGACAUUCCCCGCGCAGCCUUGCUGCUGCUGCUGCUGGGAGCAGCAGCAGCAGCAGCAACAAGUCCCCUCCAGUAGCAACUGGAGGGGCAUCUUCAGAUGGGGUUCAAAACCUUGGCGGCAGCCCUGUAGCAGCAGCGUCAGCAGGUGGAGCGACACCAGCGGGCCCAGCAGCAGCAGCAGCAGCAGCAGCAGCUGAUGCAGCAGCACCCGU
This is a messenger RNA of Eimeria tenella, 215 nucleotides long. RefSeq lists its product as uncharacterized. The annotation marks the transcript as partial. Lineage: Eukaryota; Apicomplexa; Conoidasida; Eucoccidiorida; Eimeriidae. The transcript has a single exon. The record is from RefSeq and is a predicted model, not a curated record.